Messenger RNA from Culex quinquefasciatus (southern house mosquito), 936 nucleotides. Its product is annotated as shematrin-like protein 1. The record is from RefSeq and is a predicted model, not a curated record. NCBI's taxonomy places the organism in Eukaryota, Metazoa, Arthropoda, Insecta, Diptera, Culicidae. The coding region runs from base 137 to 472 and encodes 111 amino acids. The transcript has 3 exons.
AUAUAAACGGCCGGAAAACUUCUUAUCGGCAGUCAGUUCUCCACGGUGUCUUCUCAGCUCCAAACAAAAACUUCUAAGCUCUCGUCCAGCACCCUAGCUGUGAUCCAGCAACAACAACAAAACUAAAGGCAAAACAAUGGCAUCGUUCAAAGCAACCAUCCUGUUCGCCGUGGUCGCGCUGUUCGCGCUGGUGUCCGCCAUCCCCGCGCCCCAGCAGCCCGGUGCGGCGCGACAGCCGAUCGCCCCCCGGCCUGCGGGUGCCGCCCCGGGUGCGGGCAGCGCCGCCGAUGACCUCGAUGCGGGCUCCGAGGACAAGGACCUGCAGGGCGCUUCCUCGUACGGCUACGGAUACUACGGAGGCUACCCGGGAGGCUACUACGGCGGCUACCCUUACGGAUACAGCUACGGAUGGGGUCGCUACCCAUACGGCGGAUACCGUUACGGAGGACUGUACGGAGGAUACUGGUACUAAGUGAUGGCUACGACGCACGAUUUCCCACCCUGCUCCUCCAACCCCCGGCCCUUCCCGUUUCUUCCAUCCCAUACUUGACUCAACGCGCACCCCACCCCGGACCUCCGGAACCCAGAGUUCGCCAAGUCAACGGAGAGCGAACUCUGGCGUAGAAGCUAGCGAUCCAAAGGAUUUGCGGAUAUUCCCCUGUCCCGUGCUAUUUUGUUUAUUGUUUACUUGUUCGAUAAUACCAAAUCGGAAGUGGUGUCCUCUCCGUCCAAGCAGGCGGGCCACGUGCAGUUCUUGGUUUGUCAAGAAGACACGUGUCCGCGCGCUGGUGAUGGGUGGAGAAGGACAACUUUCCUGUUUGCUGUGUACCCUUAUUUUGUUUUGUAUUCAAAAUGCUGCCGAAUUUACGAGAAAGUGACAAAAAAAAGCUUUUGUAUAUAUCUUCUGUAUUUUCUAAUAAAAUGUGCUACCUUAAA